Messenger RNA from Gilbertella persicaria, 1510 nucleotides. RefSeq names its product AP-3 complex subunit MU-1. NCBI's taxonomy places the organism in Eukaryota, Fungi, Mucoromycota, Mucoromycetes, Mucorales, Choanephoraceae. The record is from RefSeq and is a predicted model, not a curated record. Gene Ontology annotation, cellular component: clathrin adaptor complex; cytoplasmic vesicle. The transcript has 9 exons. Gene Ontology annotation, biological process: endocytosis; intracellular protein transport. Bases 98 to 1402 code for a protein of 434 amino acids.
AAAAAAAAAAUCAGCCUGUUCUUUAUUUGGCAACCAUUUGAAUUCCAGUUGAAGGACGAGACCUAUCUCCCCUUUUCUCUUUUGUUUCGCGUUCAUUAUGAUCAGUUCACUUUUUGUGAUAAACAACCAAGGUAAAAUUAUUAUUGAAAAACACUGGCGAGGCAUCAUUGCAAGACAGAUUGUCGAUGUGUUUAAUGAUGAAUGUACCAAGUUUAUAAACUCAUUACCUGGUUCAACCGCAUCCAAUCAGACGGGUUCCUUAAAAGAGGCUUAUUUCACCCGAGAAGAUGUCCCUCCUGUCUUGGAAACAAACAAGUAUUGGUUACUGAACGUAUUGAGAGAUGACUUGACUUGGUUAUGCCCUGUAGAGAGAGAAGUGGAUCCUAUGCUUGUGUUUGAAUUCAUUCACCGUAUUAUUGAUGUCUUGACUGAUUACUUGGGUGAUGUGUCUGAAUCAUCCAUUCGCGAAAACUUUGUUACUGUCUAUCAGUUAUUGGAAGAAAUGAUGGAUUAUGGUUACCCUUUAACAACAGAACCUAAUGCUCUUAAGGAAAUCAUUAUGCCACCUACUAUUAUGAAUCGUAUGAUGACCACAGUCGGAGUAGCAGCAGGUGUGGCACCCAAAUUCCCUCAACAUAUGUCCAAUAUACCAUGGAGAAAAGCAGGUGUCAAAUAUACACAAAAUGAAAUUUAUUUUGAUAUUAUUGAAGAAAUUGAUGCCACUAUUGCAGCUAAUGGUAGUGUUGUCUCUUGUGAAGCCCAUGGUUCUGUUCAAACCAAUUGUAAAUUAUCAGGUAUGCCUGAUCUCUCUUUGAAUUUCGUCAAUGCAAGAGUGAUUGAUGAUGUUAGUUUUCAUCCCUGUGUUAGAUAUCGUAAAUGGGAUAGUGAAAAAGUAUUGUCUUUUGUCCCUCCAGAUGGUCAGUUUAAGUUGAUGUCCUACAGAGCUAGUUUAUCACCUUAUCAAGCCAUGCCUGUUCAGGUUAAACCACAGAUUAUGCCCACUAAGAAUGGAGGUCGAUUUGAUAUCACUGUUCAUCCUCGAUCCACAGAUGGGAAACCUAUUGAAAAAGUCGAAUUGACAUUACCUAUGCCCAAGAGUACAAGUAGUGUGAAUGCUACAUGUAAUUCUGGUCAAUAUAUGUAUGAUCCAGUCAACAAGUGUAUUCGAUGGGAUAUUGGUAAAUUGUCACAAAGAGAUAGAGCACCUGUACUUUCAGGUACAUUUAGUACAAGUGAAGAGAAUCCUGAAUUAGGUAUGAACAUAAGCCUUGAAUUUCAAAUCAACAUGUACUCUGUGUCUGGACUUAAGGUGGAUAGUCUUCGUAUAUUCCAUGAAGCAUACAAACCUUAUAAGGGUGUAAGAAGUAUGACAAAAGCAGGCAAGAUCCAUAUAAGAACAUAAAUAAAUGAGUGUACCAACUAUGUCGCACAAGACGAUAAAAACGAAAUCAUGACAGCAAUGCUUUGUGACUUGGAUGACGACAUGAGUCGAUCCCUUUGUUUUUCUUAU